AUGCCAUCCCCAAUUCCUCUGACACGCUUGUUGCCUAAAGACCUUUAUCCAUCUCUAGAUUUUGGAGCUUGCAGCAGUCCACUGGCAAAGUAUUCCAACGAUUCCACCCUACGAAUUCCAACUCAACGGUUCCAUGGGAAGGUCGCAACCAGGCUAUGGUCAUCCACCAUUGAUUGGAAGGAACUGCAAUCCAUGCAGCCCAUCGGGUCUGGGGGUUUGGCCGUUUACAGAAGUGUGUACUUUGGGGAGACUGUCGCUGUCAAAAAAGUUAAGAAAUGCGUCAAGAAUAAACUCGCCUCCAGGCAAAGUUUUUGGGCUGAGCUAAAUGCAGCUCACUUACGCCAUAAGAACAUUGUGCGAAUUAUAGCAGCUACCACGUGUAUACCGGAGAAUUUAGAAAACGGUGACAACAUUGGCACAAUAGUGAUGGAAUACGCAGGUGAACGAACUCUCCACCAGGUCAUCUACGGUUGCGCAGAGACGCUCGAAGUGGACAGGUGGAUUACGUUUUCCAAAAACAUUGCGCAUGGUCUUCAGUUCUUGCAUUCUCAUGGUAUUGUUCAUUUGGAUAUCAAACCUGCCAAUGUAUUGGUUACGAGGGAGGAUGUGUGUAAGAUUGUUGACUUUGGCUGUUCACUGAAAUUGGAGCUCGGGGGGGAUCGGUCCAGCCCCCAAAUGAGUCUUGGCGGGGGCACUUACACCCACCGAGCGCCUGAGCUGUUGAAGGGGGGAGACGUGUCUCCAAAAUCCGACAUCUACUCCCUUGGCAUCACUAUUUGGCAAAUGAUCACCAGAGAGCAGCCCUAUACAGGUGACAGGCAAUAUGUUUUAUACGCAGUAGUUGCAUACGAUUUACGCCCCUCGGUCACUGAUGAGUCUUUCAAGUCACACCAUGGGGACCUUUGCCGAUCCAUUGUGUCCAAGUGCUGGAGCGGUGAGCCAAGCUGGAGACCAAGCGCUCAAGAUGUCAUCACAGAUCUGGACAAGAUUCGGUCCGAACAUUAA
Oncorhynchus masou masou (cherry salmon) is the source of this 1005-nucleotide messenger RNA. RefSeq names its product v-mos Moloney murine sarcoma viral oncogene homolog (gene mos). Lineage: Eukaryota; Metazoa; Chordata; Actinopteri; Salmoniformes; Salmonidae. Gene Ontology annotation, molecular function: ATP binding; protein kinase activity. The record is from RefSeq and is a predicted model, not a curated record. Gene Ontology annotation, biological process: positive regulation of MAPK cascade; signal transduction; negative regulation of metaphase/anaphase transition of meiotic cell cycle. Gene Ontology annotation, cellular component: cytoplasm.